AUGAGUUGGCAAGCUGCACCCCUCUCUGAUCCUGCCCUGCAGGAAGCCUGCCCUCUCUUAGGACACCUCAACUCUUUUCCCUUAUGGGUCAAGGGCUCCUUAAAGAGGCCGGGUUUUGUGUGGACCUAGGUUCAUGCCAUAGAGAGCCCUGGUGGCAGAGGGCUAGACUUCGGCUGCUAACCACAAGGUGAGCACUUCUAAACCACCAGCUACUCCUAGGGAGAAUGUGGAGGCUCUCGGUGCAGUCUCAGAAACCGACAGGGGCAGUUCUACUCCGCCGUGCAGGGUCCCUGGCAGGCAGAGAAGGCGAGGUGCCGAGCCUGGGGAGCCUCGGUGGCUGUGCAGGAUGGCGUGAGUGUCCUUUUCCCUGGGUAGGUUUUAAUAAACUGGCUUCACUCAUUGGUCUAGGUCUCCCUGUUGGCUUUGCGGAGAAGCUUCGUCUGUGCGGUGUGACGCCUCUGCUGGGAGCUGUACCUGCUGUCCCCCCGCCCGGCGGGCUCAGAGCUAUGGCGACAGAGGAGAAAAAGCCCGAGACAGAGGCCGCCAGGGCCCAGCCAACACCUUCGUCGUCGGCCACUCAGAGCAAGCCCACCCCGGUUAAACCAAACUACGCUCUCAAGUUCACGCUGGCUGGCCACACAAAAGCCGUGUCCUCCGUGAAGUUCAGUCCCAAUGGAGAGUGGCUGGCCAGUUCCUCUGCUGAUAAGCUCAUUAAAAUUUGGGGUGCUUACGAUGGGAAGUUUGAGAAAACCAUAUCUGGCCACAAACUGGGCAUAUCCGACGUGGCCUGGUCUUCUGACUCGAACCUCCUUGUCUCCGCCUCUGACGACAAGACCUUGAAGAUCUGGGACGUGAGCUCGGGCAAGUGCCUGAAAACCCUGAAAGGACACAGCAACUACGUCUUCUGCUGCAACUUCAACCCGCAGUCCAACCUCAUCGUCUCGGGAUCGUUCGAUGAGAGUGUGCGGAUUUGGGAUGUGAAGACCGGGAAGUGCCUUAAGACCCUGCCUGCCCACUCGGACCCCGUCUCUGCGGUUCACUUCAACAGAGAUGGCUCCUUGAUCGUCUCAAGCAGCUACGACGGCCUCUGUCGGAUCUGGGACACGGCCUCAGGCCAGUGUUUGAAGACUCUGAUAGAUGACGACAACCCCCCGGUGUCCUUCGUCAAGUUCUCUCCAAACGGCAAGUACAUCCUGGCGGCCACGCUGGACAACACGCUGAAGCUCUGGGACUACAGUAAGGGGAAGUGUCUGAAGACGUACACCGGCCACAAGAAUGAAAAGUACUGCAUAUUUGCCAACUUCUCAGUGACCGGUGGGAAGUGGAUCGUGUCUGGCUCUGAAGACAACCUGGUGUAUGUGUGGAACCUGCAGACCAAGGAGGUGGUCCAGAAGCUCCAGGGGCACACAGAUGUGGUGAUCUCCACGGCAUGUCACCCGACAGAGAACAUCAUCGCCUCGGCCGCGCUGGAGAAUGACAAGACCAUCAAACUGUGGAAGAGUGACUGCUAGGCCUGGGGUGCAGGAGAGAGCAGCAGGAAGUGGCCCCAAUUGACAAGAAACUGGGGUUUGGAGACGCAGCUCCCGGCCCGAGCUUUCUUUCGGAGGGGAAGCAGGCCCUUCUGGAAAGUUCGCCAAGUUGCUGGGACCCUUGUUGCCAGUUCUUUCAGCGUUGGGGAGGUUCUCCCAGCCACACUUUCAGCAGAGUCAACAGUUCUUCAGUUUCUAUUUACAAAAGGGUGACGUUCCGUUUCUCAUGAGUUCUUUUUCCAGUCGAGCAUCCUGUACCUUUUUUGAUACCUUCCCACCCAGCGCACACUGUGACUGCCCCUCUCCCGUGCCCCCGCCCCCCCCUGGCCCCUGGGAGUUGUCCACUGUGUGCCGAGCCCUGCGUAUAGCAGUGCCCAGUGCGUUCUGGCCUCUGGGAAACACGGGACCCUGUCAAGUUCCACUCGCAUCAAAGACGUAGUUUUGAGGCUGCCGCUCACGCUCAGCGUGGUAUCGGCACCCCUCCAGCAGGCUCUGCUAGAAAGUCUAAUUGACAAGAAGUGGAAAGGGGUUUCCCCCAGUGGCCCACACCCCGGGACAGUGCCCCCAGCUUUGCGUCCCGGUGCCCGUGGGGCAUGUGCUGCUGGGCCAGCUCGUGUAACUUCUGCAGGGCUCUGGGGGUGCACGGCCAUGGCCUCCCAUUGGGGCUGCAGGGUUGGAGCUUGGGGGGGGGCACCCACUGGGUGAGCUGCAGAGGCGAGCUUGAUUGCCAAGGAGUCUUAGUGAAGUUAGGUGGGUUUGGGGUCAAUACACCUCUCCCCAACACCUCAACCAAGGCUCUGCAGUCAGAGGUGCUGUGCAGAGUGGAGUGGCUGAGGACAGGGCUGUGGAAAGCCUGUGGGUGGCUGUGGAGUGGGGCGACAUCCCCGUUCUGGAAGGCGGCUGGAAAUUAGCUUUCCUCCCCUGCGCCCUGUAGGUACACAUGUAGGUUGGGUGUCUUUGGGAACUGGCACCCAGCCACCUCCCUCAGCCUCAGGGUCUGGGAAACCCUCCCCUGUGCCUCCCCCCUGCCAGGAGCCUCCCCUUGCCCUGGUGGUGCCUCUGGGAGGACAUAGUUUAUUUUUCUACGUUGGGACUCGGGACUCUCAGUUGUAGGUUAUGUACAGAUGCAUUCCCUUUUGGAAAAUAAAAGGUUUUCAUGUCUUGUAA
Messenger RNA from Echinops telfairi (small Madagascar hedgehog), 2696 nucleotides. RefSeq names its product WD repeat domain 5 (gene WDR5). The coding region runs from base 225 to 1511 and encodes 428 amino acids. Gene Ontology annotation, cellular component: Set1C/COMPASS complex. The transcript is spliced from 13 exons. Lineage: Eukaryota; Metazoa; Chordata; Mammalia; Afrosoricida; Tenrecidae. The record is from RefSeq and is a predicted model, not a curated record. Gene Ontology annotation, molecular function: histone binding.